AUGCGGAUCUUGCAUUGGUGCCUGCACACUGUAAUUCUUCUAGCCGCAUUAUGGCUUGAGGCCGCCAUCGUCAUCCUGAGUGCAUCUGGACAAUCUCACUCCCCCCGAUCCGACCAGCCAGAAACCAUCACCAGAGAUGUUGCCAUCAUCGGCGGUGGCUCCGCCGGAACGUAUGCAGCCAUCCGCUUACGACAGAUGGGCCAGACGGUGGUUGUCAUCGAAAACGAGGACCAUUUGGGAGGCCACACCAAUACCUACACCGAUCCCACCACAGGAAUCGCCUCAGAUUUUGGAGUGCUGUACUUCGAAGAUCAACCAUGGGUCCGAGACUACUUCGCCCAACUCAACGUGUCGGUCAGGAAGGUCUCUGCGCUCAAUCAAGGCGUCCUGCGCCGCAUCGAUCUUCGCACGGGCACCACUGUGCCGUUCUCAGACGGAACCACCAUCCCCGCGUUGGCGGCAUACGCGGUCCAACUACUGAAAUAUCCCUAUCUCAACACCGGCUUCAACCUGCCAGAUCCGGUCCCAGAAGACCUCCUUCUCCCCUUUGGCGAGUUCAUCCGAAAGUACAACCUGGAUGGGGCGGUCGACAUCAUUGCCCUCUUCAACCAAGGUGUGGGCGACAUACUGCAGCAACUGACGUUAUACAUGAUGAAGUACUUCAGUCUGGACGUGAUGCGCGAUGCGGUCGGUGGGUUUCUAGAACCAGCCAGCCAGAAUAACAGUGACCUCUACGGGGCGGCGCAACGGCGACUUGGAAGCGACCUCCGCCUCCGAAGCACCGUGCUGGCCACCCAUCGCGACGAGGACGCGGACUGGGUGUACGUGCAGACGCAGACCCCGACAGGCGAGCAGAUGAUCCGCGCGAAGAAGCUGAUUGUGGCGAUCCAGCCCACGGUCGAGAAUCUGGACCCCAUGAUUGACCUCGACGCCACCGAGCAUGACCUGUUCAGUCAAUUCCACCACACCUGCUACUAUACCUGUGUCGCGCACGUUCCGGGCCUCCCCCCCGGCGCACUGAUCCUGAAUCGGGCCCUCGAUACCGUAUACCACCUCCCGCCCCAGCCGGCGGUCUACGCCCUGAGACCCGUCCGGUCCCCCAACCUGACCUCCAUCCUCUACGGCAGCGUGGAUCAUAUCAGCGAAGAAGACGUGAAGCGUCAUAUCACUCAGAGCGUGCUGCAACUGCGCCACGCGGGGAUUCCCGUCGAGCCUCCGCAGUUUGCGGCAUAUUCCGACCACACCCCCUUCUUACUGACGGUCCCGGCGGAGGCAAUUCGCGCGGGCUUUUAUCGGGAUCUCAAUGAGUUGCAGGGUCAUCGCAAUACGUAUUAUAUGUCUGCGACAUUCAACUCGCAUGACUCGGCAGCGGUGUGGUUGUUUGUGGACGAGAUGCUGCGCAAGCAUUUCCCGCCCCCGGAAAACGGGGAUUGAUGUGCGCUGCGUGUAACCGCUGUGUGUACU
Molecule: messenger RNA, 1464 nt
Organism: Aspergillus saccharolyticus JOP 1030-1
Lineage: Eukaryota; Fungi; Ascomycota; Eurotiomycetes; Eurotiales; Aspergillaceae
Product: amine oxidase, flavin-containing superfamily
Exons: 1
Coding region: 1-1434 (477 amino acids)
Source: RefSeq, a predicted model, not a curated record